Mus pahari (shrew mouse) is the source of this 564-nucleotide messenger RNA. RefSeq names its product chromosome 6 C1orf232 homolog (gene C6H1orf232). The record is from RefSeq and is a predicted model, not a curated record. NCBI's taxonomy places the organism in Eukaryota, Metazoa, Chordata, Mammalia, Rodentia, Muridae. The coding region runs from base 1 to 564 and encodes 187 amino acids. The transcript is spliced from 4 exons.
AUGAACCAAGCCUUUUGGAAAACUUACAAGUCCAAAGUGCUACAGACGCUGAGUGGAGAGCCUGAAGAGGACUUGGCAGAGGAGAGGGAGAGCCCCGCAUUGGUGGAGUCUGAGACAGCAGAACCCACGGAGGAGACGUUCAACCCCAUGUCACAGCUGGCCCGCAGGGUUCAGGGGGUUGGGGUGAAAGGCUGGCUGACGAUGUCAUCUCUGUUUAACAAGGAAGAUGAGGACAAACUGCUGCCACCAGAGCCCUGCGCUGAUCACCCGCUGGCUGCGCCCCCUUCCUCGCAGGCGGCCACCACUGAGACCGAGCCGCGCGGACCAGGAUUCUGGGACGCUUUCGCCAGCAGGUGGCAGCAGCAGCAGCAGGCGGCGACGUCCAUGCUGCGUGGCGUGGAGACCACCGCGGAGAGGGACCCGGAGCCCCAGGACAAGCCUGCCGAGGAGGCCACCGAGUGCCCCGAGACACGGGAGGCGGAUCCAGCGGCAGGCUUCAAGUGGGGUUUCCUCACCCACAAACUGGCAGAGAUGAGGGUGAAGGCCGCGCCCAAGGGCGACUAG